AUAAAGUUGUGCCAAGGAACAGGCUUAUCCUCUCAGGCAGGAGUGGAAUGUCUUGCUCCUCUCUUCCAAACUGUGCAAGAAACUCCACAGUCCAUACCAACCAAAGUCACAGGGACCAUCCCGAAAUGGAUCAGAGGGAGCCUGCUGAGAAAUGGGCCGGGCCAGUUUGAAUUCGGCAAUGACAAAUACUAUCAUUGGUUCGAUGGAAUGGCCCUGAUGCACAACUUCAAGAUUGAAAAUGGUUCUGUCACCUACAUGAGCAAGUUCCUUCAAAGUGAAUCCUACACCAAGAAUAAGAGAGCAAAUCGAAUUGUCGUCUCAGAGUUUGGUACCUUGGCAAUGCCAGACCCCUGCCAAUCUAUGUAUGAUCGAUUCAUGUCUAAAUUCGAAAUGACUUCAACCGACAACUGCAGUGUGAACUAUGUCCUGUAUAAAGGUGACUAUUAUGUCAGCACUGAAACCAAUUUUAUGCGCAGAGUGGCACCUGAGACCCUGGAUACCCUGGAAAAGGUUGAUUGGACAAAGUUUAUUGCUGUGAAUACUGCCACAGCUCACCCUCAUUAUGACCCUGAUGGGACUGUGUACAAUAUGGGAAAUUCAUUUGGAAAAGGGGGAACGCGUUAUAACAUUAUCAGGGUUCCACCUCAGAAGUCAAGCGCAGGGGAGACUCUAGAAGGAGCUCAAGUUGUUUGUUCCAUCGAACCAGCGGAGAAAAUAAAAUUUGCUUACUAUCACAGCUUUGGCAUGAGUGAGAAUUACGUGGUGUUUGUGGAACAACCUGUGAAGAUAAACUUAUUGAAGCUAUUGCUUUGUAAGAUACGAGGAAAGGCAUUCUUGAACAGCAUAAGCUGGGACCCUGAGCUCAACACUGUAUUCCAUGUUAUUAAUAAACACACCGGAAAGAAACAUUCUGCGACUUUCCACACUAAGGCUUUUGCGACAUUUCAUCAGAUCAAUGCCUUUGAGGAUCAGGGCUGCAUUGUUCUAGACCUCUGUUGCAUGGAUGAUGGAGGAGCUCUGGACCAUUUUAAUCUGCUGAAUCUGCGCAAAUCUGGAGAGGAAUUGAAUGAGUUUCGCAAACAGAUAGCAAAGUCUUACCCACGUAGAUUUGUCCUCCCUCUGGACAGCAGCAUUAAGGAUGUGGCCACCCAGCCUUUAAGCUACUCAAGUGCUACCGCCGCUAUGAAAGGCGAUGGGAAGAUAUGGUGCACAUACGAAGACCUCUAUGACCACACUCUGGGCUCCAGUGGAUUUGAAUUCCCCCAGAUUAAUUAUGCAAAAUAUAAUGCAAAAAAAUACAGAUUCUUCUACGGCUGUGGCUUCCAGGACAUUAUGGGGGAUUCUUUAGUUAAAAUAGAUGUGGAGACAAAGCAAGCAAAGAUCUGGAAGGAGGAUGGGUAUUUUCCUUCAGAGCCGAUAUUUGUGCCUCAUCCAAAUUUUGUUGGGGAGGAUGAUGGCGUCAUCCUUUCAGCUGUUAUUACACCAGAUCAGAAUAAAAAUAUCUUCCUUCUAAUUUUGGACGCCAAAGAUUUUACCGAACUCGCCCGAGCUGAAGUGCCUGUACAGAUUCCAUAUGGGUUUCAUGGUGUCUUUGUGCCUCAAAGGACCUAGAUAUAUAUAGGAUUAAGCAAUAUUGAAGAAUGCCUUACACCGGACAAUACUCUGAUCACUGCAGCCAUUCGUUCUAAAUACUGUGAAUAAAUAUAUAAAAAUCAAGGGGUGCUAUUGUAAUCAUACAGAUUGUAAUCCAUGAGAUCCACAGAUUGAGAGCCCCUCAGGACUAGGCUAGUUUAAUUUUUUGUGUUGUGUUGUUUGUUUGUUUUUUACAGCAUAAUCAGCAUUAAAAAAAAAAAAA
This is a messenger RNA of Bufo bufo (common toad), 1855 nucleotides long. Its product is annotated as beta,beta-carotene 9',10'-oxygenase-like. The record is from RefSeq and is a predicted model, not a curated record. Gene Ontology annotation, molecular function: carotenoid dioxygenase activity; beta-carotene 15,15'-dioxygenase activity. Gene Ontology annotation, cellular component: mitochondrion. Lineage: Eukaryota; Metazoa; Chordata; Amphibia; Anura; Bufonidae. Gene Ontology annotation, biological process: retinal metabolic process; carotene catabolic process. The transcript is spliced from 11 exons. Bases 208 to 1611 code for a protein of 467 amino acids.